Molecule: messenger RNA, 1477 nt
Organism: Nasonia vitripennis (jewel wasp)
Lineage: Eukaryota; Metazoa; Arthropoda; Insecta; Hymenoptera; Pteromalidae
Product: cytosolic carboxypeptidase 6
Exons: 5
Coding region: 65-1432 (455 amino acids)
Biological process (GO): proteolysis
Molecular function (GO): metallocarboxypeptidase activity; zinc ion binding
Source: RefSeq, a predicted model, not a curated record
GAGCGCAGCCCGUGAACUCGCGGCCUUCUCAGUCCUAGUCCACGAGCUCCGCGGCGAGGGUCCGAUGUCGUUUCAGCCCGAGGGCAGGGAUCCGCUCGAGCACACCAGUCUUUAUCAGCGUGCCGACAGCGAGGACAGCGACGCGGAGGGAGGACUGGGUAACGUCAACAAGCUGGUGAUCCGACCUCCCGGACACAGCGGAAAAGCCAAAAAGGGUCACCUCUGCUUCGACGCGUCCUUCGAGACGGGAAACUUGGGUCGCGUCGACCUGGUCUCGGAGUUCGAGUACGACCUGUUCAUCCGACCCGACACCUGCAGCCCACGGCUCAGGCUCUGGUUCAACUUCACGGUCGACAAUGUCCGUUUGGACCAGCGGGUCAUCUUCAAUAUCGUCAACAUCUCCAAGAGCAAGAAUCUCUUCAGAGAUGGCAUGACUCCGCUGGUGAGGAGCACCAGUCGACCCAAGUGGCAGAGGCUGCCGCUCAAGCAGGUCUUCUACUACAAGUCAGCGCAGCACCAGGACCACUAUGUGCUCAGCUUCGCUUUUGCCUUCGACCGCGAGGAUGAGCUGUACCAGUUCGCUCUGACUUAUCCCUACUCGUACACUAGACAUUUGGGCCACUUGGACAAUCUGAGGAUUAAGUCGCCGGCGGUGAAGCGCGAAACGCUGGCCAGCUCGAUUCAGAAGCGGAAGGUCGAGCUGCUGACGAUAACGACGGAGGACUCGAGGACGAGCGCGAACUCGUCGAGUCCCAACGAGCCGGCGGAACAGCAGCGAUCGCGUCGAGCAGUCGUGAUAUUCGGACGAGUUCAUCCCGGAGAGUCGCCCUCGUCCUUCGUUUGCCAGGGUCUUCUCGACUUUCUCGUCAGCGCUCAUCCCAUAGCCAAGGUUCUGCGGGAUUACGUCGUCUUCAAGGUCGUGCCUAUGCUGAAUCCUGACGGGGUGUACCUCGGGAACUACCGAUCCACGCUGUUGGGAAUGGACCUGAAUCGCUCUUGGAACAGGAUCUCCGAUUGGAUCCAUCCGACGUUAAGCGCCGCUAAAACUCUGCUGGAAUCGCUCGACAAAGAUCCGAACGUCCCGCUGGAUUGCGUACUCGAUCUCCACGCGCACACGAACGCCACCGGGGUUUUCGUCUACGGGAACACCUACGACGACGUGUACAGGUACGAGCGUCACAUAGUCCUGCCGAAGCUAUUGGCCCAACUGGCCGAGGAUUACGAGCCGAGCAACACGAUGUACAACCAAGACGCUCAUAAGGAGGGAACCGCGAGACGAUACCUCUGCUCGAUAUUAAGCGAAGCCGUUAACUGCUAUACGCUGCACGUAUCCAUGCACGGCUACACGCGCAAGGGGACCACCGAGAUUCUGCCCUACACCGAGGAGAGCUGUAUCCUCUUGAAAAUUCGUUCGAACAAAUCAAUCGUGUGAAUUUAUCUCUCUAAUUGGAUCGGGGCCGUAGGUAUAGCCUUAACA